UAGAAUCAAAAUUUAAUUAACAUAGUUUCUUUCAUUUUGUCUGUCAAGAUUCAAAUCUGGCUUAAGGGACGGUGUAGUAUAUAAAACAGGGGAUCUUUGCUAAUUAGAGAUUACUAAUUAACUAAUGUGAGUUAACCAAAUGAUGAAACUCGUUUAUUACCUGAUCCAGAGAAGUAUAGUUGUCCCCAAUUCUUGUAUAUCCAGCCUCUGUGUCAGAACCAAAGUUACUGUCAGCGGAAUUAUAAUCUUCCGAUUCUUCGCUCAGUUUUUCUCCCACCUCCUUGCUCUUUUUUGCUCCCAUCUCGCAUUACUUGUCUUGUCUCGAUCAUAAACGCUAAAAAAAGAAACUAGCACUUGUUCACAAGCUGCUCAUCUGUUAACAUGUUAACAAACAGUGUAUUAGAUAAAAUUUUCAGACCAAGAAUUUUUCGUAAGUAUAUAUCUGUAAAAAAAGAUAUUAGAAUGUCUCUUACAUGAAUCAGGGAUGUGUAAUACUAGAGUCAUUUUUGCUAACCUAAAACGAAAGAAUGAAUCUUAGGGAGAGGUAGUUGAGGCCAAGUGGCCAACAAUUAAUUAUAAUAAGAAUCAAGGAAAACCAACUAUUAUCAAGACUUAAUCAACAUAUUAAUUUUUUUUCUUUUAUUUUUGGUUAACAAAGAAACUUCAGUCACACGUAAAUUUCGAUAGAGUAAUUAGUUGCAGCAUCACAUCAGUAUAUCCUUAUGAAUUUAAUUGACUCUUAUAUCAUCAAAAUAAUUAAUCGGUCGACUAUAAGAUAACAUCACUUGGUCUCGAAUCAGUUUUGAGCAUUGUUUUAUUUCUCUUUGCGUGAAACCUUAUUUUUACUUAUCUCUUCUGCCUAAGAGCAAGUUGACUAUGUUCCGUAGAAUGUCAACAUCAUUAGAAUGAAUCAAAACUAAAUUACUUUCAAAUUUUUUUUUGGUAGUUUUAUUUAGUGUUUUGGCAAUUUCCUACUCCGUGCAGAAGUCAACUUGUACUGGGCCAUUGCCUGUACCCCCAAAGAUCGAGCCUAACAUUAUCGAUGUGCUCAUAUCCUUGUGCUCGAAAAAGUAACGGAGGAAUAGAGAUGUUCAUAUCCUUGUGCUCGAAAUUGAUUUGGAACUGAAUCAUAUUAUCUACUUAUCUUAUAGUUGGGCAAUGAUUAGUGAUUUGAUAACCUAACAUUCCAGUGAACUAAUAUUGAUUUACUAAUACAACUAAUUUUUAAUCUCUUCUCUCAAUUAGUUUCUACACGGUUUCUUGUAGACGAAGAUUUUUUUUUAAAAAUGAUUUGUUGAGUGUGAUGUUUGUGAAAGAAAAGUAGUAACUGGGAAAAAGUCAGCUGAAAUUUAUGAACCAAUUCUCGACAAUAUCUUGUAAAAGCUGACCCUUGAUGUAUAAAAAUGGCUGCUUUAAUAAACAUUUUAGUUUCUUAUUGCUAUUAGUUGUUUGCCUUAACUAUCACCUCCCCACUGCCAGGAUUCAUUCUCUCGUUUCAGUUUUCUUCUGUUCCUUAAUAUUUACGAAUUAUUACGACAAGUAAAGACUAUAUUGAGAGGUGACAUGGGAGGAAAACAGAGCAAAGAUGGAAGUUAUGUUCGUAGGAAUCCGUCUAGUCGUAUAUCUCAGUCGGGUUCUUCAAAUUACGGUGAAAGUAGCUUCAGUGCUGGGGCUGGGAGAAGAAGGGAGAUGCAUUCCGAAUUUGGAUUCAUCGGGGACAACUAUAGGUCUCUGGACCAGGUGAGAAAGGCUCUUUUGGAUGCUGGUUUGGAGUCAUCGAACCUUAUUGUGGGGAUUGACUUCACAAAGAGCAAUGAACAUGCAGGGAAAAACUCGUUCAAUGGGAAAAGCCUGCACCACAUCAGUGAAAUAUUGAACCCGUAUGAACACGCAAUCUCAAUCAUAGGAAGGACACUUUCGCCUUAUGAUGAGGAUAAUCUUAUACCUUGUUUUGGCUUUGGUGAUGUUAGCACUCAUGAUCAAGAUGUGUUCAGCUUUUAUCAAGGCAACAGGCCUUGUAAUGGAUUUGGGGAGGCACUUUCUCGUUACAAAGAGAUUGUUCCAAAUGUUCGUCUAGCAGGGCCUACAUCGUUUGCCCCAAUAAUUGAAACUGCUAUUGGGAUAGUUGAUCAAAGUGGUGGCCAAUAUCAUGUUCUUCUGAUUAUAGCUGAUGGCCAGGUGACACGAAGUGUCGACACCAAAGCCGGGAAGCUAAGUCCUCAAGAGCAAAGCACGGUUAACGCAAUUGUCAAAGCAAGCAAAUACGCGUUGUCCAUAAUUGUGGUUGGAGUUGGUGACGGGCCGUGGGACAUGAUGCAUGAGUUUGAUGAUAAUAUUCCAGCCAGAGAUUUCGACAAUAUUCAGUUUGUGAACUUCACAGAAAUCAUGUCAAGAAAUGUGCCACUUUCCCAGAAGGAAACGGAGUUUGCCCUGGCUGCACUAAUGGAGAUCCCUUUACAAUACAGGGCAACACUCGAACUCCACCUCUUGGGCAAGCAGAUAGGAAACAGCACAGUGGUUCCACUACCACCUCCAACUAGCCGAAACCCGAGACCACAAAACAUGCACCCAUAUCAAGCACGAAAUAUGAGGUCGCCAAAUCCUUACUCCAACUCGUCACGUUUUCCCAGCUUUGCUUCAUCCCGUCCAUCGUCUCCCAGCCCUUCAGAAGGAUCUUCAAGUAAUAGGAAUUGCCCUGUUUGUGAAUGGAGUAAACGAGAUCUUGUACUUGGAUGUGGACAUCAGACGUGCAGUGAGUGCGGUCAUGAUCUCGUCUGGUGCCCUAUUUGUCGAACAGAGAUAACCAACAGGAUAAGGCUUUAUGACUAAAAAAACACUAGUAACUGAAGCCACUGCUCAAAGUCAAGGUAUCAAGAUUUGGCUGCUUGUUUCCCUAAACCAAAAUGUUUGUAUUUUCUGACGCUUGUCUUUGGAAAUGUACUGAACAUAUAUUGUUUGUUUGCAGCACUUUCAUUUUUACACUGAAAAUCCAAAUAAAUAUAUACUGUUUUUCCAGAUCACAUGUUUCACAACUCAAUGUCAUCCGUUUGUUCUUUUUCUGCAAAAUGAUUGUAGAUC
Erythranthe guttata (spotted monkey flower) is the source of this 3078-nucleotide messenger RNA. RefSeq names its product E3 ubiquitin-protein ligase RGLG2. Gene Ontology annotation, cellular component: nucleus. Gene Ontology annotation, molecular function: ubiquitin-protein transferase activity. NCBI's taxonomy places the organism in Eukaryota, Viridiplantae, Streptophyta, Magnoliopsida, Lamiales, Phrymaceae. Gene Ontology annotation, biological process: protein ubiquitination. The record is from RefSeq and is a predicted model, not a curated record.